Molecule: messenger RNA, 696 nt
Organism: Dictyostelium purpureum
Lineage: Eukaryota; Evosea; Eumycetozoa; Dictyosteliales; Dictyosteliaceae
Exons: 3
Coding region: 1-696 (231 amino acids)
Source: RefSeq, a predicted model, not a curated record
AUGUUUGAUUUAGAUAGUUUAGUCAUUGUUUUUUUUAUUUUUUUUUAUUCUGUAUUUAAUUCCCUCAUUACCAUAAUCAUCCUCAAAUAUUAUUAUUGUCCACAACAACAAAACAAUAAUGGUAGAAUGUUUACUAAAGAGGAUGUCGAUCAUCUUUUGGAAAAUCAAAAGAAUGAAAUUCUAAAAAAUUUUUCCAAUGAAAAAGCUAUUCUAUCAAAAGAAAAUGAGGAUAUUCAAUUUAAAUUGGAAAAAAAACAAAACAAAAUUUCAAAACUAAAUGGUUUGGUAUCAGAUUUAAACAAUAUAAUGAAGGAUGUUCUAGGAAAACCUCUAUCAGUACCAGAAACAACAAAAUUGAAAAAUGCUUUAGAAGAAAAUGAGAAAUUAAAAAAGGAAAUGUUUGAAGUUGAACAAAAAAACUCACAGCUUAAUAAUGAAGUCCAAGUUCAAAUUAAGAAAUUCAAUGCCCUUAAAGGACAUGCCCAAUCAAGAUUGGAGAAUGCAUCGGAGCAAUUAUCCGAAAUUAAAAAAGUAGCAAAAAAAGAAAUUUUAGAAUUAAGUUUAAAAUUGAAAGACUCAGAAUCAAAAUUGGCUUUGAAAAAUAAACAAUACGAUGAUAUGGCCAAAUCACGUGAAGAAUUUUUUUCAAAAGCUCCAAUUGACAACAAUAAGGAGUCAUCUAAAGAGUCACAUUGA